CAUGCCAGUUAUGGUAAUGCAGCCUUCGGGCCAUACUACGAUUUCCGGAAACAGAACUGGCCCAAAUUCUCAUUUAUGUAUCAGCAUUUUUGCUUUUAUCAUCAACCCAGUAAUUGGCUUAGUGGCAUUAGGUUUCUCUUGCGCCAGUCGCCAUAUUGCUCCAAUGGAUUGGGAAGCUGCAAGAGUGAGGGGGAAAGUUGCCAUGGUUAUAGCAGUUACUAGUAUAACUUUAUCUAGUAUAGCAAUAUUGGUUGUUGUUCUUAUAUUUUUUACGAGGGACUCCUGA
This is a messenger RNA of Dimorphilus gyrociliatus, 286 nucleotides long. Lineage: Eukaryota; Metazoa; Annelida; Polychaeta; Dinophilidae. The record is from the annotation of a GenBank genome assembly.